Messenger RNA from Vairimorpha ceranae, 612 nucleotides. RefSeq lists its product as hypothetical. Lineage: Eukaryota; Fungi; Microsporidia; Nosematidae. The coding region runs from base 1 to 612 and encodes 203 amino acids. Gene Ontology annotation, molecular function: protein kinase binding. The transcript has a single exon. The record is from RefSeq and is a predicted model, not a curated record.
AUGGAGAAUUCAAAAGAAAGUUCUGAAUCCAUUGAUAUUUCAAGUUCAUCGGAAAUACAUCCAAACAUAGACGAAAGGAGCUACAAGAACUUUAAAAGACAAAGAAAAAUGGAAGAAAGACGAAAAUUAAAAGAAAAACUAAACAUUUUAAAGGCAAAAAACAAUCCAACAGAAAAAGAUACAAAAGAGAUAAAUAAUUUAAUCGAAGUAUUAGAACCUAAAUACAAAAUAACAGAAGAUUCAUUUAGAGUUGCUUUUGAAACUGUGGAAGAAGCUGACUGCAAUGAAAUCUUAGUUAAAAUUUUGGAGGAUCGAAAUUUAGAGAAUUUUUCUGAUUUAGUUAGUAAAAGCAAUGUUAAUGUUGAUAAUUUAGAAGAGCUAAUACUUUAUAAUUUAAGUGAAAGUAUAAAGGAAGAUAAUGAAAGUAUUGGACUUUUAUUAAGUAAAAUAUGUCUUUUUCUAGGUUACUAUAAGUUACAUGGUAAAAGAAUGUUAGAUAAACUUAUUGAUGAACUAAAAAUUCCUUAUAAAUCUGAAAUAUUUGAAGAAGACGUACAGAAAUAUUAUUUAGAAUCAAGAAAUGCCAUACUGACUAUGGAUGAUGAUAAAUAA